Dipodomys ordii (Ord's kangaroo rat) is the source of this 1357-nucleotide messenger RNA. It is a transcript of the gene Fbp2, whose product is annotated as fructose-1,6-bisphosphatase 2. Bases 59 to 1219 code for a protein of 386 amino acids. Lineage: Eukaryota; Metazoa; Chordata; Mammalia; Rodentia; Heteromyidae. Gene Ontology annotation, biological process: fructose 1,6-bisphosphate metabolic process; fructose 6-phosphate metabolic process; gluconeogenesis. Gene Ontology annotation, molecular function: fructose 1,6-bisphosphate 1-phosphatase activity. Gene Ontology annotation, cellular component: cytosol; cytoplasm. The record is from RefSeq and is a predicted model, not a curated record. The transcript has 7 exons.
UUGGCAGCCUGGGCCAUCCGGGAGGGAGGCCAGGGGUUCCUUGAGGGUUGGGUCAGUAAUGGCAGUCACGUGGGCCGGGACCUUUUUCCUUAAAGGCCCUGGCACGGCCAGCACAGGUUUGCACACUGCACAACCAUCUGAGAUACGCAACCAUUCCUGCAGGAAGAAAGGAAGCAUUCAGCAUUCCCAGCCAGCCAUCAUGACGGACAGAAGCCCUUUCGAAACGGAUAUGCUCACCCUGACCCGCUAUGUUAUGGAGAAGGGGCGUCAGGCCAAAGGGACAGGGGAGCUCACCCAGUUGCUGAAUUCCAUGCUGACUGCCAUCAAAGCCAUCUCGUCUGCUGUGCGCAAGGCCGGCCUGGCCAACCUAUAUGGAAUUGCAGGAAGUGUGAAUGUAACAGGGGAUGAAGUGAAGAAACUGGAUGUGUUAUCCAAUUCCCUGGUGAUCAACAUGCUUCAGUCUUCCUACAGCACCUGUGUCCUGGUCUCUGAAGAGAAUAAAGAGGCCAUAAUCACCUCUAAGGAAAGAAGAGGGAAGUACGUGGUCUGCUUUGACCCACUGGAUGGCUCUUCCAACAUUGACUGUCUAGCUUCCAUUGGAACCAUAUUUGCCAUCUACAGAAAGACCACAGAUGAUGAGCCAUCGGAAAAGGAUGCCCUGCAGCCUGGCCGAAAUAUUGUGGCAGCUGGCUAUGCACUCUAUGGAAGUGCGACCCUGGUAGCUCUUUCCACAGGUCAAGGCGUGGACCUCUUCAUGCUGGAUCCAGCUCUUGGUGAAUUUGUGCUGGUGGAAAAAGAUGUUAAGAUUAAGAAAAAAGGAAAGAUUUACAGCCUCAAUGAGGGCUAUGCCAAGUAUUUUGAUGCUGCCACCACUGAAUAUGUGCAGAAGAAGAAAUUCCCUGAGGAUGGUAGUGCCCCUUAUGGGGCCAGGUAUGUGGGCUCUAUGGUGGCUGAUGUGCACCGCACCCUGGUCUAUGGAGGGAUCUUCAUGUACCCAGCCAACCAGAAGAGUCCUAAGGGAAAGCUCCGGCUCCUCUAUGAGUGCAAUCCUGUGGCCUAUAUCAUUGAGCAGGCAGGAGGUGUGGCAACCACAGGUACCCAGCCCGUGUUGGAUGUAAAGCCUGAGAGUAUUCACCAACGGGUGCCCCUCAUUCUGGGGUCCCCAGAUGAUGUACAAGAAUAUCUCACCUGUGUCCAGAAAAACCAGACUGGCAAGUAGGCGGUUUGACCAUAAGCCUUUUCUCUUUGUCCAAGUGAAAGAGACAUGGAGAUAGAUGGUGAAGAUGAGGAAACAGAAGGCAAAUCAAAUUCAGGAGAGAACAGUAACAACUGCUAAGGACAGAUGGAAAGGGCUGAA